AUGGGGAAGGGCUUGGACUUUGAGUUUACAACUGAGACCAACAAGUUAUCUUCAGAAAAAAGCAGUUAUGAAGUAAAUUCAUACCAUCGGGAGACAAUGAAAAGAAGUAAAACCUUCAGCCUUCUGAGGUUUAUUUUCAGAAAUGACCCACAGUGCAGAAUUGAAUUUGGGAGAGAACAGGGACCCAACAUGGGAUGUUUUAGUCCAAACACUUAUAAAUCUCUUGCUCUACGUCAGAGAAUUCACACUAGAGAGAAAUCCUAUGGCUGUAAGGAAUGUGGGAAGGGCUUCAGAAAAUAUUCAUACUUUAUGGAACAUUUGAGAGAUCAUAAUGGUGUGAGACCCUAUGAAUGUAAGGAAUGUGGAAAGGCCUUUAUAGUUCUCCAACAUUUUAUGAGACAUAAAAAAAUGCACAGUGAUUUGAAACCCUAUGGAUGUAAUGGAUGUGAGAAGGCCUUUAGGUUUUAUUCACAGCUUAUUCAACACCAGAUAAUUCAUACUGGUGAAAAACCUUAUGAAUGUAAGCAAUGUGGGAAGUCUUGUAGACGUGAUUCUCACCUUACCGAACAUCAGAAAAUUCAUAUUGGCUUGAAACCCUAUGAAUGUAAUGAAUGUGGGGAAACUUUUAGAUUGUACCGACAUAAGUGCCUGCAUCAGAAAAUUCAUCGUGGUGUGAAACCCUAUAUAUGCAAGGGAUGUGGGAAGGCUUUUGGUCAUCGCUCAAGUCUUUAUCAACAUAAGAAAAUUCAUUCCAGUGAGAAACCAUAUAAAUGUAAACAAUGUGGUAAGGCCUUUGUGCGCAGCUAUCUACUUACUGAACAUCAGAGAACUCAUACUGGCGAGAAGCCUCAUGAAUGUAAGGAAUGUGGAAAGGCCUUUAGUAGGGGCUCAAGCCUUCCUAAACAUGAGAGAAUUCAUAGUAGUGAGAAACUCAACGACUGUAAGGAAUGCGGGAAGGUCUGCAGGGGCUCUCAACUUACACAGCAUCAAAGAGUUCAUACUGGUGAGAAGCCACAUGAAUGCAGAGAACGUGGGAAGACAUUCAAGCUUCAUUCAUACCUUAUUCAACACCAGAUCAUUCAUACUGAUGUGAAACCCUAUGAAUGUAAGGAAUGUGGCAAAGCCUUCAGUCGUGUUGGAGACCUUAAAACACAGCAGUCAAUUCAUGCAGGGGAGAAACCCUGUGAAGGUAAGGAAUGUGAAACCUUUAGACUUAAUUCUCAACUGAUUUAUCACCAGACAGUUCAUACUGGUUUGAAACCAUAUGUAUGUAAAGAAUGUAAGAAGGCCUUUCGUUCUAUCUCAGGUCUUUCUCAGCAUAAGAGAAUUCAUACUGGUGAAAAACCCUGUGAGUGUAAAGAAUGUGGGAAGGCCUUUAAUCGUAGUGACCGACUGACUCAACAUCCGAGAAUUCAUACUGGUGUGAAACCACACAAAUGUGACUGCGGAAAGGCCUUUACUCGUUGCUAUCAACAUACCCAACACCAAAGAUUUCACAGGGGUGAGAAGCUCCUGACGUAAUGAGAGUUGGUAAGCAUUUAGCCAGGGCACACCCUCUACCAUUAUUACUAUUCCACCACCUAGUGAUGUAAUGGUAACGAUUAUUUAACAUAAAAAUAUAAAUGCUUAGAGAGGCAUAUGGCACAUAGUCUUUGGUUACUACGUAUUGUGGCUUUUAAAUGAUAAUCACUAACAUCACUAUAUAUAAAUUCAUGUGGAAGGAAGACUCUAUAAGCACAUUUCUUAAAUGUGUCAGCACUCAUUCAUAUUCUCUUCAGAUAAUUCAUUCUGGAUAAAAUCCCAUAGAAUAUUUUAAACAAGACCCUUUUUUAUUCAAAGCUCAACCCCUUGAAGAUUAAUAAGAAGAAGAAACCCUGUGCCUUUAUUGAAUAUUGAGAAUUUAGGUAUUGAAAAAUUGGAAACUUUCUUACCAUAAAUUCUGUAAUACAGGUAAUGUACAAUCCACAUUCCCUACAAUUGAAAUAAAUUAAAAACUGACAAUUUGGUAGCCAAA
Messenger RNA from Suricata suricatta (meerkat), 2014 nucleotides. It is a transcript of the gene ZNF404, whose product is annotated as zinc finger protein 404. Lineage: Eukaryota; Metazoa; Chordata; Mammalia; Carnivora; Herpestidae. The record is from RefSeq and is a predicted model, not a curated record.